AUGAUGUUAGGUAAUCUACAUGUAUUCCCAAACGGAAGGAUCGAAAGAGAAAGGAAACCAAAGUGUGCCAGAUGCAGAAAUCAUGGAUUAGUCAGUUGGCUGAAAGGACACAAACGUCAUUGCAAGUACAAGGAGUGUGCCUGUGAAAAAUGCAACCUCAUCGCGGAACGCCAACGUGUCAUGGCAGCUCAAGUUGCGUUAAAACGACGGCAAGCCACCGAAGAUGCUAUUGCUCUGGGAUUACGCGUCGUUGCCGGUCAAGCCAUCGAUAGACUACCUCAAGGCCCAGUGUGGAAUACCGCUAGUGGUGAAGACGACGAUAUGGAUUAUCUGGACGAUGAACUAGACACCCCUGAGAAGCCAACGACUCCAGUUUCCGAAGAAUUGGUGUCGAUCAAGAAGAAAAAAGUGGAAGAGCCUUAUGAAUUGUCAAGUUUCUCCUCGAUCGAACUAUUGAUGAUUCUCUUCUUCGAACACGAGAAACACAUUUUGGAAUUGGUUUUGGAGGCGUGCAGUGGAAAUGUUCUUCAAGCCAUCGAGCACUUUGCCAAUGUUCGUCGAGUGAAGAAUAUCAACCAAAUGAAGAUGUUCGCUGCAGCCACCAGAGGAUUCCCAACCGUCUCCACGCCAAAACAAUCAUUCUUGAUUGACUCCCUGCUAGAGCAGCCAACCUACCCAACUUCCAGCCAGGGCUCCUCCAGUACCAAAAACUGUGAUUCCAGUAGUGUCGACUCAAUUUCUCCAAACUCCUCAACAUUCGAAUCCUCCUAA
This is a messenger RNA of Caenorhabditis remanei, 771 nucleotides long. RefSeq lists its product as uncharacterized. Gene Ontology annotation, cellular component: nucleus. The record is from RefSeq and is a predicted model, not a curated record. Gene Ontology annotation, biological process: regulation of transcription by RNA polymerase II; sex differentiation. The transcript is spliced from 5 exons. Lineage: Eukaryota; Metazoa; Nematoda; Chromadorea; Rhabditida; Rhabditidae. Gene Ontology annotation, molecular function: DNA-binding transcription factor activity, RNA polymerase II-specific; RNA polymerase II cis-regulatory region sequence-specific DNA binding. The coding region runs from base 1 to 771 and encodes 256 amino acids.